Messenger RNA from Aspergillus versicolor CBS 583.65, 1374 nucleotides. RefSeq names its product cytochrome P450. Bases 1 to 1374 code for a protein of 457 amino acids. The transcript is spliced from 5 exons. Lineage: Eukaryota; Fungi; Ascomycota; Eurotiomycetes; Eurotiales; Aspergillaceae. Gene Ontology annotation, molecular function: heme binding; oxidoreductase activity, acting on paired donors, with incorporation or reduction of molecular oxygen; monooxygenase activity. The record is from RefSeq and is a predicted model, not a curated record.
AUGCCACCUCUUGUUUUACUUGCCGUGUCUCUUACAUUCGUGGCCUGGCUCUUCUCGAAGCCUGCUGGUGUCACCGUCGCUCUCGAUAUUCCAACCGUAUCCUACGGCCGUCCCGUCCCUGACUUUAUCAACCGGCUCCUGUUCGUCGUCAAGGGCCCGGCUCUCAUCUAUGAGGGCUACAGAAAGAGUGUUUGUGGCCAGUAUACCGGUAUUCUGAUUGACAACAACCUGCCGGCCCACACUGUUACCAAAAAGCUGAAUCCAGCCCUGACUCGGCUUAUUCCCAAAGUUGUUGACGAGCUUCAGCAUGCUUUUGAAGUCGAAGUGCCUGAAUGCAACGAUAAAUGGGUUCCCGUCAACAUUUACUACCUGAUUCUGAAGCUCAUUAACCGGUCCACAUCCCGCAUAAUUGUCGGCGACACCCUCUGUCGAAGCGAACAAUGGCUCGACACCGUGACCAGAUACACAGAGAACCUAGGCUUGACAAUCAUACUUCUUCGUCCUCUUCCCCGAUUUCUCCGUCCCUUAGUCGCAAGGAUCCUCCCAAGCGUCCGGUACCUCAAAAGGACCCUCAGAUGGGUCACAGAGGAUGUCUUCGUGCCGAUGAUUCUGCAACGCCGUGAAGCCGAAGCUAGCGACCCCGAAUACCAGAAGCCUGACGACUUCAUGCAAUGGAUGAUGGAUAGCGCGGAUAGCGAGUUUGAUAAAGAUCCCGGGAACAUCGCCCACGGGUUGAUGAUCAUAAUGGCAUUGGCUGUCAUUCAUACCUCCACUAUGCUCAUAACCCAGGGCCUGUACGAUCUCAUGAUCCGCCCCGAGUACCUAGAGCCCCUGCGUCAUGAGAUCAUUGAUACACUCAAAGACGGCUGGGCAAAUGCUACCAAGGCCGACUUUGCGGCUCAGGUUCAUCUGGAUAGUUUCCUCCGUGAGUCUCAGCGCUUGCACCCUACCAGUGAAGUCAACGUCCAUCGAAUCGCGAGAGAAACAAUAGUAUUCCCUGACGGCUUCAAAAUCCCCAAAGGCACAUACGUCACCUUCCCAGCCGGACCCCUCUCACGGGACCCAUCCCUCAUCGACUCCCCCGAAACCUUCGAUGGGUUCCGAUGGUGUAAGGACCCUGAGGCUCGCAAUCAAAGCCUUGUCUCGGUAAAUCAGCUGAACCUACAUUUCGGGUUUGGACGUCAGGCUUGUCCUGGCCGCCACUUUGCGACCAAUACAUCCAAGGCGAUUCUCAGCCGCCUGCUUGUUGAAUAUGACAUGAAGUUUGAGGAGGGGAAGGAGGGGAAGCGGCCUAUGAAUAUUCGGAAUGGGGAGCAGAUUAUGCCUAACUUCUACACGAAGGUUUUGCUUAAGAAAAGGCCGGUGAAUAUUUAG